UACUAGUCAAGCCACCAACAAAUACCCAAGAACAUUCUUCAUCUACCACAAAAUGCACCAAAACGGCAAGGUUUCAUCCAUGAAACGACAACCCCAUGUAGUGGUGAUGCCAUACCCAGGCAGAGGCCACAUAAACCCUUUACUCAACCUUUGCAAACUCAUCCUUACAAAAUCCAAUGAUUUUCUCUUUACCUUUGUAGUCACCGAAGAGUGGCUCGGCUUCCUCAGCUCCGAGCCCAAGCCACCGGCUAAUAUUCGUUACGCUGCUCUUCCUCAGGUGAUUCCUUCCGAAGUUGACCGAGCCGAUGACAUGAAUGGCUUCAUUAAAGCUGUUCUUACAAAGCUUCAAGAACCCUUUGAGCGGCUCCUUGAUCAGCUUGAGACGCCGCCAACAGCUAUUAUAUAUGAUACAUGGUUAAGUAGUUGGAUGGUUGAGGUUGGAAACAAAAGGAAUAUUCCGGUGGCUUCGCUUUUUCCAAUGUCGGCUUCGGUGUUCACUUUCUUUCAUCAUUUCGACUUGCUGGUGCAACAUGGUCAUUUCCCUCUUGAUAUUAUAGAAAGAGGACAUGAGAUUGUGGACUACAUACCAGGACUUCCUUCAACAAAAAUUGGUGACCUAACAACAAUUUUUGAAGGACAUGGUAACAAGGCAUUUCUACAAGUCAUUAACACUUUAUCAUUCCUAAAAAAUGCAACAUGCCUAUUAUUUACAUCCAUCUAUGAAAUUGAAGAGGAGGUGAUCAAGUGUGUUAAAGAAAAAUUACCAAUUCCAGUCUAUCACAUUGGACCUAUGAUACCAUAUUUUAACCUCAAACCCAACGAAAAAUGUGUUUCUGAUGAACCAUACUUACAAUGGUUGGAUUGUCAACCAAAGGACUCGGUGUUGUAUAUUUCACAAGGUAGUUUUCUUUCAAUCUCGAAUGCUCAAAUGGAGGAAAUCAUUGCGGGGAUUAAAGAAAGUGAUGUUCGUUUUCUAUGGGUGACGCGAGGUGACACUUCAAGAUUUAAAGACGGAGUUGGGGAGAAGGGAUGCUUAGUACCAUGGUGUGAUCAAUUAAAAGUGUUAUGUCAUCCUUCAGUCGGCGGAUUUUGGACUCAUUGUGGUUGGAAUUCGACUUCAGAAAGUAUUUACGCUGGUGUUCCUAUGCUUACUUGUCCUAUAUUUUGGGAUCAAAUGCCCAAUAGUAAGCUAAUAGUGAAUGAUUUGAAGGUGGGAUUUAGGGCAAUUAAUAGUGGUUAUAAUAAGGAAAAAUUGGUUUCUAGGGUUGAAAUAACAAAGCUUGUGACAACUUUUAUGGACCCUCAAAGUGUUGAGAGGAAAGAGGUGGUUGAAAAGGCUAAAAGUUUAAAACAUAUCUUUAGAAGGGCUAUUCAAGAUGGAGGUUCAGCUACUUCUGAUUUAGAUGCUUUUAUUAAACACAUUGCCUAAUUUUUAAUUUUAUUGUUUAAUAAGUACAAUUGCUUAACAAUUAUUCAAUGAUUGUCAACUCAUAAUGUUUUUAGUUAGAUUUCAAUUUUUAUCAUUUUUAUGUUUUAAAACAAUCAUCUUUAUUUCAUUUAUGAUAAGAUUAUCAUCUUUUCUCUUAAUUUUUAAUGAGAG
Molecule: messenger RNA, 1600 nt
Organism: Amaranthus tricolor (Joseph's coat)
Lineage: Eukaryota; Viridiplantae; Streptophyta; Magnoliopsida; Caryophyllales; Amaranthaceae
Product: UDP-glycosyltransferase 87A2-like
Exons: 2
Coding region: 53-1429 (458 amino acids)
Molecular function (GO): UDP-glycosyltransferase activity
Source: RefSeq, a predicted model, not a curated record